Candidula unifasciata is the source of this 1699-nucleotide messenger RNA. NCBI's taxonomy places the organism in Eukaryota, Metazoa, Mollusca, Gastropoda, Stylommatophora, Geomitridae. The record is from the annotation of a GenBank genome assembly.
GAAUAUGAUAGAAUCCAGGGUGUUCCAUAUCCAGUCACAGGCGAACACCGCUUUUGGUGUCAUGCAGGAGCUUCGCAUCAACCAGCAGCUGUGUGACAUUGUUCUCUGCGUCGGAGGAGCCAAAUUUUCCGCCCAUCGUGUUGUAUUAGCUGGGUGCAGUCCCUACCUUCGGGCCAUGUUCACCAAUGGAAUGCUAGAGUCAGAACAAGAGUUUGUGGAGCUGCAUGGGAUCGAACCCUCAACCAUGGAGCUGCUGCUGGACUUCAUGUACACCUGCACCAUUGAGGUCACGGUGGACAAUGUGCAGGCUGUGCUGCAGGGAGCAAGCAUGCUGGGAUUACAAGCUUUGCGUACUAUGUGUUCACACUUCCUGCAGAAUCAGCUGACAGCGUCCAACUGUUUAGGCAUCCAUUACUUCGCUGAUGUUUACUCCUGCACGGAGCUGGAAGCAGUUGCCAGACAGUUUAUUUAUCAGAACUUUCUGGAUGUCAUCCGGAUGGAGGAGUUCUUUGAGCUGCCGGAGGAACGGCUGAUCAGUUUGCUCAAAAGUGAUAAGUUACAGGUUAUGAGCGAAUCACAAGUGUUUGAAGCUGCAUGUUCGUGGCUACAGUAUGAUCCUGGCAAGCGGCUUGACAGAGCCAGUGUUAUACUUCAGAAUAUUCGUUUGGCUCUGCUAGACUGCAAGUACCUGGAAAAUGUGGUGCUGAAGUCCGAGUACUUCCGCACCUGCCCUAAAUGUCAGCUGCUCAUCAGCAAAGCCAUCCGGAUGAAGAUGGACAGCCGGGAGCUGGACAGUGUGGUCCCUCGCGCCCAGCCUCCUUGUAUUUAUGUCAUGGGAGGCAGAAACAGCACCGACAGCCAGCUCAAGAGCACAGAGAAGUAUGACUUCUUGCUGGAUCAGUGGUUGCAGAUGCCUCCCAUGAACAUCGCUCGUACAGCUGUCGGUGCUGCCAGCCUUGAUGGAGUCCUGUAUGCAGUCGGUGGAGAGUGUGCGCUGGCGGACACUCAGGACGACACACUUUAUCUUCACUGUGUUGAGAUGUACGAUCCCAUUCGCAAAAAAUGGGAACACAAGCCGCAUAUGAAACUCGCACGAUCUUUUGUUGCCGUGGCAGCUGUAGGCGGACAUUUAUUUGCAAUUGGUGGUGAAGAUCGCAGUGGAAGCUUCAACAUUGUGGAACGCUACAACCCCAAAACUGAGACUUGGUCUAUAGUCAGUUGUUUGAAACGGAGACGAGCGGGAGCAGGGGUCACUGUCUGUGAUGGGAAAAUUUAUGUUGCAGGUGGCUACGACAAGGGCCCUCACAUGGACAGGGCCAGCAUGGAGGUUUACGACCCAGAUGCUGGAGAGUGGUCUUUUGCCCCAGAAAUGGAGAAGGCCUGUUCGGGCCUGUCCAUGGUCACCCUUGACCACUUCAUAUUUGCCUUUGGUGGACGCUGUCGGCACAUGGAUCAAUAUUUUGAUCUCGUGGAGAGAUACAACACGGUGACCAGACAGUGGACCACGAUAACCCCGAUGACAACCCCACGGGCCUGGUUCGGUAUCGCCGUCUUCGAUAAUAGAAUAUAUGUAUGUGGAGGGUUCGAUGGCAAUUCACGGCUGCGCGACUGUGAGAUGUACGACCCAGAAUCUGAUACCUGGACAGUGAUCAACAGCAUGAAGAUCGGCCGCGCUGGUUGUGGUGCUACAGUGGUUUAA